GGAGCACAAGCCAUGCUUUAUCCUGUGACCCGCUCGUUUCUGUCUCAGGCACAGGAAAACCCUAAACUCUCUCAGCCUUGCCCCAGCGUCUGCACACACUCUCUCACACACCUCAGCGUGCUCAGAGAUGAGAAUGGCUGUACGAAGAAUGAAUGAGCUCUGGAAAACGAUGGGUCUGGCUUUAAUGUUCGGCUUUCUUUUGCUUCACAGUUGUCAGGGAGAGACUACAAGCCUGACAGCACCCCCGACAUCAUCCCCAACAGCAACCCCGAAAGCAUCCCCAACAGCAUCCACAACAGCAUCCCCAACAGCAUCCACGACAGCAUCCCCGACAGAAUCCCCAACAGCAACCCCGACAGCAACCCUGACAGCAUCCCAGACAACAUCCCCGACAACUGCAGAUCCAACACGUUCAGCAACAUACUCAACUUCUGGGCCUGCUCUUGAAAAAACAACUGUCUCCAGCCAACCAGCAACUCGAUUAAAUCCCACUACCAGCCAGUCUACAUCUGUAACAGAACAAUCAACAACCAUAGACCCAAUGACCAAUCAUGUAAAGGAGACAGGAAAAUUAAUGACGGGGAACAAUUCAGUCCCAAAUCAAAGUUCCAAAAUUACAAAUAAAGACUCUGGAUCUUCUCCUGCUGUUUUUGUGUCUGUGUUGGUGAUCGGCUUACUGCUUGCUGCUAUAACAGUCGGCAUAUACUACUUUAAGUGCCAUCGGCGAAACAACGCCAGAGGCAUGAAACUGGCUGAGGAGUCAUACAUGGCUGACGAGGAGAAUCAGGGCAACACUCUGGUGUCUGUGGACCCUCUAAACCAACCUGAGCCCCAGGAGAAGCCCAGUCUUAACGGAGAGUCUCAAGAGGCAGUUAAGGCCCAAAAUCCUCCUGCUGCCACCAACGGCCACUCUACCACCAAAACAGCAGACACUGAGCUGUGAACAAGCCAAACUGCCACCAAGGGUCUGGGCGGAACGCUUAGUCCCUGCUUCUUAAACCCAGCUCACACUACUGCAUUGACCUUGGCCAUUAAGGCACAGGGGAGACAAAGACUCAUAUUCCCACUGCAAAAUGUUCAAUUUAAGUUCAUACAGAACAACUUUUGAGGCAAACUGGUUAAGUAAUCCUCCUCCCGAUAUAUUAAAAUAAAUGUACACAUUUCAAUACUAUAUGAAAGAUUGUUGUAUGUUAAGAAAACAGUUUUAAGUACCAGUUAUGACAGUGAUGAUUUAUAUAAAGAACAUUAUAUAAAUUCACUCAAAAUAUGAUGCAAAAAAAAAAAAAAAAAAAAAACAUUUUAGUACAAGAGGUUCACCCUUUCAGUAUAAUACAGUACUGCUGUGUGGCGGGGGACCUUUCCCAUGAGUUGCUGGCUUAUAUAAGAACAGCCAGGGCUGGAACGGAAUGCCGGGAGGAUUCUUGCUUCUGUCCCAGCACUCCACAGCUUCCAGCUGAGAGAAAAUCACAUGACACUAUAAAGAAACAUUCAGAAUCCAACGGAUGUGAGUUGUGUUUUUGUUUGCGACGGGUUGUUUGUGUGUUUCUAGACUGUAUGAAAUGUUUUAUAUGUUCGUCUUAGUGUAGAGUAUGAUUUGACCAGUUAACAGUCUUGUAUAAUUUUGUUAAUAUCACUGCAUGACAAAGUAAUGAUUCUUGGAGUUGCUGAGCAUGAGAAAUCAGUUCAAGCCUCAAUCCAUUAACUCCAUUUCAUUGCUGCAAACAACCUUUAACAUACAGUAAAAUCCAACCAAUUAGAUAUUCUGCAAAGCCCGUUAGUGCUCAGGGUGACAGUUAAUUGCUAUCUGACAUUUCUGGAUUGUGUUACAGCUUAAACGUACUUUGUGAACCAGUAUUACUUUUUGUAAUAUUUUUAUUCUAGACAUUUAGAUGUAGUGUUUAUGGAUUGAAUGACUGAUUUAAUCGUUUCAAUGACCUGCCUUAAUUACUAGAAGUUUCUUGGGUGGGUGCAUUUAAUUUUGUAUCUGCAUUUGCUACUACACUGUACAAAAGUUAUUAGGCAAAAAAUGAUGUAAUUGGGUGCAGCCAUGAAACCCUGGACCAUCGUUUUUAGUUUUAGCCGAUUCGCAAAAAAACAUUUCUACACUACUUUCAAGCCUAUAUCUUUUUAAAAUUGUUACACUUCUUCACAAAAUUUCUGACACAAGACUGACUAAACUUAUUGGUGCUAGAGUGACUGUAUCUCUUAAAAUAAACCAAUAGAAAAUUAUUUUUUAAAUGUACAUAUGAAAACCAUGUCCUUUAUUUCAACUAUGACCUUUUGUUUUAACAUUCCGGUUGUUCCGUCAUAUUUUGGAUCGGUGUACAAGCAUUGUGUUAAACUGAUGUAUGUUUGUGAUAGGAAUAAAGUUUUGAAAAAUAAA
Messenger RNA from Cyprinus carpio (common carp), 2383 nucleotides. RefSeq lists its product as uncharacterized. Gene Ontology annotation, biological process: cell adhesion. The record is from RefSeq and is a predicted model, not a curated record. Gene Ontology annotation, cellular component: membrane. Lineage: Eukaryota; Metazoa; Chordata; Actinopteri; Cypriniformes; Cyprinidae.